Molecule: messenger RNA, 2754 nt
Organism: Condylura cristata (star-nosed mole)
Lineage: Eukaryota; Metazoa; Chordata; Mammalia; Eulipotyphla; Talpidae
Gene: WDR77
Product: WD repeat domain 77
Exons: 10
Coding region: 174-1202 (342 amino acids)
Biological process (GO): oocyte axis specification
Cellular component (GO): methylosome
Molecular function (GO): protein binding
Source: RefSeq, a predicted model, not a curated record
ACCCGAGAGCAGCAGCCGGGAAGCGGAAUGGAGCCGUAGGCGCGGUCUCGCGAGAUGUGGCGUGUCCAGCUUACGGAGAGGGGCGGAGGCGGAGAGGGAACCACGUGGGGGUUAUUGCGCGGCCUGAAUCUCGGCGCCUGGUUAGGGUCUGGAUUGGAAUUGAAACCGUGGAGAUGCGGAAAGAAACCCCAGCUCCCCUAGUGGCCCCGCCGGCCCGGGAGUGGAACCUGCCCCCGAAUGCGCCCGCCUGUAUGGAGCGACAGUUGGAGGCUGCGCGGUACCGGUCGGAUGGGGCGCUGCUGCUCGGGGCCUCCAGCCUGAGUGGCCGCUGCUGGGCUGGCUCCCUUUGGCUUUUCAAGGACCCUUGUGCUGCCCCCAACGAAGGUUUCUGCUCCGCUGGCGUUCAGACGGAGGCCGGAGUGGCAGCCCUCACUUGGGUGGGGGACAAAGGUAUCCUGGUGGCUUCCGACUCAGGUGCUGUUGAAUUGUGGGAGCUGGAUGAAAAUGAGACCCUCAUUGUGAGCAAGUUCUGCAAGUACGAGCAUGACGACAUCGUGUCUGCAGUCAGCGCCCUGAGCUCCGGCACGCAAGCUGUCAGCGGCAGCAAAGACUUCUGCAUCAAAGUCUGGGACCUUGCUCAGCAGAUGGUACUGAAUUCAUACCGGGCUCACGCUGGGCCUGUCACCUGCGUUGCCGCUUCCCCUCACAAGGACUCCGUGUUUCUUUCGUGCAGUGAGGACAAUAGAAUUUUACUCUGGGAUACCCGCUGCUCCAAGCCAGCGUCGCAGAUGGGCUGCAGUGCCUCUGGCUACCUUCCUACCUCCCUGGCUUGGCAUCCUCAGCAGAGUGAAGUCUUCGUCUUCGGUGACGAGAACGGGACGGUCUCCCUGGUAGACACCAAGAGUACGAGCUGCGCCCUCAGCGCUGCUGUGCACUCCCAGUGUGUCUCGGGGCUGGUGUUCUCCCCACACAGCACCCCCUUCCUGGCCUCUGUCAGUGAAGACUGCUCGCUUGCCGUGCUGGACUUGGGCCUGGCUGAGGUGUUUAGAAGCCGAGCCCACAGAGACUUUGUCAGAGACGCGACUUGGUCCCCACUCAAUCACUCCCUCCUCACCACAGUGGGCUGGGACCAUCAGGUCAUCCACCACGUGGUGCCCACGGAACCUCUGCCAGCGCCUGGACCCGCGAGUGGCACCGAGUAGCUUAGAUUUAAGACAAAGAACAGCACCCCCACAAGUGCGCACCCCCAGCCUCUCCGCAGGAGAGAGGGAGCACGGGAGCCUCCCCGGUGUUGCUAGACCAGACUGUGAGGUUAAUAGGCGCGGCCUCAGCUCGGGGAGGCUGGAUUCGGGGGUCCUGUUGUCUGUCCCAGGGAAGAAACACUUGAAAAUGGAUAGGUCCGUUUUGUGUGUCUAAGUGUCUGUAGAUACAUAGUUUUUGGUGGGGGGGGGGAGUAAAAAGUCUACCCCACUCUUUCCCCAGGCUCAGCCCCCGGCCCCCCAAAAAAGUUCACCAAAGGGUUUUAUGCUUCUGUAGCCGUGCACAAGGAAUUGGCUUUGUCUGCGGUCUGGGGUGGGUGUCCCUGGCACGUCGGAAGCAGCUAUACCCUCUCAGAGAGACAGGAGCUAUUUUAUAUUUUUAUAGAGCUAGUUGUAGUGUGUGCAGUGCUUCCGUUCCCAGAAGUCCGGCUCAGUUCGCCUGGAGGCUGGGCCAGCUUUCCAUGCCUCCUCGCCACUGAACUGAGCCAGAAGUCUAUUUCCCGGCAGCAUAAAGACUGGCUGGGGCCCGUGAGUUGCGGCACACCCCCUCCCCUGCCCGCUUGUUGUCUAUGAGAUGAAUUGUUUUUCUGCCGUCGAUGCUAUAGAAGACAGUUUGGGGGUGAUGGUGAGCCGGCAGGCAUUUUAUUAAGUUAAACUGACAGCUGACGCAGGCUUACAACGAAAGGUCGGACACCACACCUAUCCAGAUAGCCGGGGCCCUACCCUCUCCUGCCUCUGGGCCCCUUUGUCUGGAUACAGGAAGACGCUUGUUUUUUACGGACGCUGAAGAUUUUAAAAUGCAACAUUGGAGAAUCAGACAGACUGACUGGUGAAAUAAAAAGUUCAGGCUUUGUUAGUCUGUCUUCAAAAUGUGUGUGCUGUGUGUAUUGAGGAUGAGCAUGAGCUACUGCGAUGUGGGAAUGGGCUCCUUUUACUGUUUGAGGUCAGGCAGGCUUUUUUGGCAUUUCAUGUCACUGCUUCAGGAAUGGAUAUUUUCCUAUUUCCUUUGUUAAUACUCUGAAGUCCGUUGACUUGACACAUGGAAUUCUGCUGAUCACUGGCCCACCAAGGUCUGAGAGGCUCACCCUGGGGUUAGUGCUUGGAUCCACAAGAAAUAGAGUCUUGAGUACAGUUUCAGGUGACACCGGACGAGGGGCUGUCUUCUGAGGUAUCUCUCCUGCCCUGUCCAGAUCAAUUCCCCAAUGAACAGUUGUGUGGACGUUACCUGCUGGUGCCAGUCACGUUCAGGCAAAACCACCGAAGUUCUUAACUGCUCUGGACUUGGAGCUGCAUUUCUUCUGGGCAGCAUUUCACAGCAGGACACUGAGGGAGUGGUGGUGGGCUGGUGGCUGCAUUUUAUUUUGUAAUCCCAUUUCAGAGGUCUCUAAACUUUUUUUGUACAUCUAGCCCUAAAAGUAAGGCUCUGAUUUUUUUAAAAUUUAAUUUAUGCGUACAGAACUGGGGUAUAGGCCAGAAAUACAGGGGUGGUGAAGGG